AUGAGUGGGUGUAAACCUCUUGCUAUUCCUAUGCCUCAAAAUCUUAAAUUGUUGCCUCAUGAUGAAAGAAAGGGUAAGGAAGAUGAGUUACUUGGCAAUCCAAAGAGGUAUAGAAAGUUGAUUGGCGCACAUGGUAGCAGCAAAAGGGUUGUAAGAUAUCUGAAGGGGUGUCCUGUAAUGGGACUACUUAUUAGCUCAGAAGGAGAACCAGUGCUGGAAUGUUUCUGUGAUUCAGACUGGGCUUCCUAUGGAAUUACCAGGAGAUUAGUAACAAGCUAUCUGUUGAAAUUUGGUGGCUCUUCAGUAAUGUGGAAAGCAAAGAAGCAGAGCACAGUGUCAAAAUUUUUAGCAGAAGCUGAAUAUAGAGCUCUCAGCAUGGCUACAUUUGAGAUAGUUUCGACAAGAGUAUUGCUUUGA
Messenger RNA from Neltuma alba, 417 nucleotides. RefSeq lists its product as uncharacterized. NCBI's taxonomy places the organism in Eukaryota, Viridiplantae, Streptophyta, Magnoliopsida, Fabales, Fabaceae. The record is from RefSeq and is a predicted model, not a curated record. The transcript is spliced from 2 exons. The coding region runs from base 1 to 417 and encodes 138 amino acids.